Molecule: messenger RNA, 825 nt
Organism: Gongylonema pulchrum
Lineage: Eukaryota; Metazoa; Nematoda; Chromadorea; Rhabditida; Gongylonematidae
Source: the annotation of a GenBank genome assembly
GUUUACCAAGUAAUUGAUAUCGCAAAAGUCGAUCCAGAUGGCACUGAACCCAGUGCCCAUGCCUUUUAUGCGCAGGGUAUUGUAGCGGUGGAUGCUGUUGCACCAUAUCCAGGAUUCAAGCCUCGUAGUUACCAUCUGAAGAAAAUAACAGAAACCGAUUUUGAAGCACAGACGGAAAACCCCUCACAUGGUGGUCUACGUGAACCUCUCUUUUUUACUGAAACUGCAUUGAACAUCGAAGAUCUGCUGCACACCGAGCUACCGGAUAUGUUGAAGCGAAGAAAUAUGCGCUUUUUCCUAUCCCUCAUUGAUUAUGAGGUUUUCACUGCUUUUGACCUGCUUAUGAUUGGCUCGCUAUGUCUUGCAAGAUCGGAAAGCCGGCGUGCUGGCGUGCAUUUCUGGCUUGUGGUUGGAGUGCUUCUUGCGUGUUCAUGGCGGGUGGAUCUGUUCAUAAGCGACACGGAUAGCAAUGUGGUGUUUGUUUUGAUAUCAUCGGUUGUGGAUCUGUUCAUAAGCGACACGGACAGCAAUGUGGUGUUUGUUUUGAUAUCAUCAGUUGUUGCUGCUGCAAGAAACUUCAAUAUACUGAGUACACAAGAGAUACAUGACUGGAAAGAUGUGCGCGAGAUUAGCUGGGAGCUGGCUGAUAAUCCGGCCAAAUGGUAUGUGUUCCGAUCCACAGAAUGUGAAUGUAGUGAUGUGGAUGGAGAUGUUCGCCCAUUUAAACGUGUCGUAAAAGGCGAGAAAUUCAAGUAUAUAACUGUGCCAUUGCCCGGCAUAACACUUUACAAACGUCGCACACAGUCCCAAGACGAUGCAUCUUGA